This is a messenger RNA of Schistosoma spindalis, 306 nucleotides long. The record is from the annotation of a GenBank genome assembly. Lineage: Eukaryota; Metazoa; Platyhelminthes; Trematoda; Strigeidida; Schistosomatidae.
AUGCCUUUAUGCUGCGGUGGGAUCGGAACACCUAGAGAGCCGUCUACAGAGGAGAAAGAAAAACUUAAAACUCUGUUAGAAAGUAAGUUGGAGUCCCAUAUCGGACGAAAACCUCGUUCAUUUGAAAUCGUCCAGAUCACUAGUCAGGUAGUCGCAGGAACAAAUCACUUCGUCAAGGUGAAAAUAGAUGAUGGCGAGUAUAUUCACGCCCGAAUUUUCGAACCACUACCCUGUCAUGGCAAAGAACUUCAACUACACUCUGUCGUUAAAGAUAAAAAGGAAAGUGAUGCAUUGGAAUAUUUCUGA